CUUCCUGUAUUUUGUAAACACGGGAAUCAAAAUUCACAUCACUUAAAUUCAAAAGAUAAAUUUUAAAUGUAUUUACACGAUAUAGUUUUAUCUUGCUAUUAUAUUAAUAUUUGUUAAAAAAUAUUUGAAAACAAUGUCAACCUAGCUGUAUACAUGUUAUAAAAGCCAAAAUGCCGAUCCAACAUUAUGAUGACAGUGACAUCAGGAUGCGUGUUGGAUAUAAUGGAGACAUCCUGAUAACCUCUGUGAGUCACGAGAUCACUUACCCGGACUUCUGUGCCGAGGUUAAGGAUAUAUGCAAGUUUGAUGAUCAACAGCCAUUCACCGUUAAAUGGGUGGAUGAGGAUGGAGACCCCUGUACCAUUUCCUCACAGAUAGAGCUGAAUGAGGCUAUACGACUGUAUGAACUUAAUAAGGACUCUGAGAUUAAUAUGCAUGUGUUCCCAAAUGUACCUCGCGAGCCUGGCUUGCCCUGUAUCGGUGAAGACAAAAACAUGUACCGACGUGGAGCUCGUAGAUGGAGGAAACUUUACAGGGUCAAUGGACAUCUCUUCCAGGCCAAGAGAUUCUCAAGGAAAGCUGUGUGUGAGUUUUGCCAGGAUCGUAUCUGGGGUCUCGGCAGACAGGGCUACAAAUGUAUACAGUGUAAACUCCUUGUCCAUAAACGGUGUCACAAACUUGUCAAAAUCACAUGCGGUACUACAAGACAGCCUUUGCAAAUGCCAUCCCGGGAACCGUCGGGAGAGGCCCCGCCCCCAUACAUCGACAGAAAUCAAGGUCAAGGUCAGGCCCUUGGAGAGCCGAAUGGGGAGGCUAGAAAUACCACGCAGAUUGACAUAGGAAAAGAGGAACAAUGUGUUGAAGUGGCAGAUGAUUUAAAAGAGGCUGAAUCUUCUAGUGACACUGCUAAGAUGGUAACCAUGCACGACUUCAACAUCUUGCGUGUGAUUGGUCGAGGCAGCUACGCCAAGGUGAUAUUGGUCGAGCAGAAACGUUCCAAGCGUCUCUACGCCAUGAAAGUGAUCAAAAAGGAGCUGGUCAAUGAUGAUGAGGACAUAGACUGGGUUCAGACAGAAAAGCAUGUAUUUGAGACCGCCACCAAUUACCCAUUCCUUGUGGGCCUUCAUUCAUGCUUCCAGACUCCUAGCAGGCUGUUUUUCGUGAUAGAGUUUGUGAAUGGCGGGGAUCUGAUGUUCCACAUGCAGAGACAACGACGGUUACCCGAGGAACACGCGAGGUUCUACUCAGCCGAGAUUAGUCUUGCCCUCAGCUUCCUACACAAAAGAGGUAUUGUGUACAGAGAUUUAAAGCUGGACAAUGUUCUCUUGGAUUCUGAAGGUCACAUCAAACUUACAGAUUAUGGAAUGUGCAAGGAGGGACUCUGGCCAGGGGACUCUACCAGCACAUUCUGCGGAACGCCUAACUAUAUAGCUCCAGAAAUACUGAGAGGAGAAGACUAUGACUACAGCGUUGACUGGUGGGCAUUGGGUGUGCUCAUGUUUGAGAUGCUUGCGGGGAGAUCACCCUUCGAUGUCGUCGGGAACCAGGACAAUCCGGACCAAAAUACAGAGGACUACCUCUUCCAGAUUAUUCUGGAAAAGACCAUCCGAAUUCCAAGGUCACUGUCAGUGAAAGCUGCAUCAGUUCUUAAAGGUUUUCUGAACAAGAAUCAAAAGGAGCGUCUUGGGUGCCACGCACAAAGUGGCUUCGCAGACAUCCAGUCGCACGCGUUUUUCCGCACCAUUGACUGGGAAAUGCUACAGAACAAGCAGAUCGCCCCACCCUAUAGACCCUCGCUGAAGGGAGAGAGAGACCUGGAACAUUUUGACCCCGCAUUUACCAACGAGCCUGUGCAACUUACACCAGACGACCCAAAAAUUAUAGAGAAGAUUGAUCAGUCAGAGUUCGAUGGAUUUGAAUAUGUGAACCCACUUCUGAUGUCGAUGGAAGACUGUGUUUGAAUGGUGCUGUAGAUGUGUAGGAGUGCUUGACCAAUGACAUUCCACUUUUCCAUGGAACUGACCAAUGAAAUUGAAUGUACCAAAUAUUCAAAGUAUAGAUCUGAGAUUUGUAACCAAGAUUUGUAUUGGAUCAAAGGGACUGGAUAAUUAUACAAUAAGAAUAUAAAUUAUUCAAGGUUUGGUAAUAGGUAAAGGUGGUUGUAAAAUUAAACUACAAAAUUAGAGUCAUAUUAAUUAUGAUCAGAAAAGUUGCGUGCAGGGCUCAUAAAAGCCUGAACUGCACCUAUGUCUCAGUAUUUCUGUAAAGUAAGUUUUAUAUUAUUCUCAUUUUAAGGACUUUUUGUAGGAUUUUAUAGUUAUUAUUGAUUAUUUAUUUCAUAUCUUUUCACGAGUUGCAAUAUGUUGGUAGUCGUGUAUUUUUUACAAGAUUAUACACAAAAAUGUAUAAUAUAUCAUAAUUAUCAGAUGUUUAAAUAUAUAUGCAUUAAUUCAUUUAUUUAUCCUUAUCUUAUACAUGUACAAGUAAAUUAUUUGAACAUUAGUUUAAGUACCCCCCAAAAAUCAUUUUAGUUUUCAUAAGCUCCUUUUUGAAAAUCAUAUGAGGGAGGUUUCAUUCCAUCAUUUUUUUCCUUGCCUACUUACUAUAAAAUAAUUAAAUUACAAUUAAAUAACAUCUACAAUUACCUUUAUAUUAUAUGACAAAAUAUUUGUUAAAGUACCAAAGAUGCAAUGCACCUACAGCCAACUUUCGGUAUAAUUUUAUUACGCAAAUAAUAGCAUUCCUUAAAAACAUAAACACAUAUCAGGAAUGCGGCGGUGCAUGAAAAACUUAACAUUUUAUUUCUGCCUUAAUAUGUAUAUGCAAAAAAAUAAAACUAUAUAAAAUUUUCUUUAACACCCCUCUGUUUUUUUAAGUCGUAAAUAAUCUUCUUUCCCUUAAAAGAGAAGACAUCUAAGCUCUUUUUUAUUGUUUUGGUACAAGUCAUGUAGUUUUCCCUUUUCAGUUAUUUUUGAGACUUUUAAAGGAUGAUCUUUUUAAGAUUGUCAUGAUGAAAAUUAUUUGGUUUAUUAAAUCAAGUUUACGCAAGUGAUUUGGAUAAAUUUGGCCCAUAAGUGAAGAUUAGCAGUAUGUGAAAGUGUGUCUAUUGUAGCCUUCAAUGUGUUAUAUGCUUACAUUAUUUUGAGAAAUUUGGGCCCUUAAAAUAUUUUGAGAAAUUUGGGCUAGAGAGAUUUUGUAUAAAAUGGGACAUGAUAGCUACUUGUUAAACUAUGGCUAUAAUUUUGCACAUUUAUUUAAAACUAUGUUCGAAUAUUUAUAAACUUCUUUGCCACUACCAAAUCAAAGAAGGGAGGUGUUGAAGCUUAUUUAUACUCGCACUCGGGCCUUGCCCAUUCAGCGAAUGCGCAGAUAAGAUUGUUAGUCAUUUUAGGUCAGAGAAUGAAAGAAUCUACCAGGGGCUGUAUUUAUGCAGUCACCACCUUAGAUUUCACUUUAUUUUAAGAUUAGAAGUUUUUUGAUUGGUCAGUUUAAAUAACUGGCCAAUGAACUGAAUGGAUUCACUAAGGCGUGUCUAAGAACAAGGAUCGUAUUGAAUACGGCCCAGUUCAUUGCAAUAUGUGUCAAAAAAUCAUAAAAUGAAGAUUUUUAAAAGAUUUGGAAUACACAGAGCUUCUUGUAUUGAGAAUAUUUUAUAUAAAGUUAUGAUUUACAAAAUUGAUCAGAAGGAAGAAUAUCGAUGGCCUCACUUUCAAUUGUCGAAGCUACAAAAUCCGUUGUUAGUAUUUAAAUUUGAUAAUUUGAUCACACAUUUUUUUUAAAAAAUGCUGUAGUUACAAUUUUUGUGGUUACAAUUUCUGAAGGUUCUGCAUUUUUGCUUCUCUGUGAGAUGUCCAAUCAUUGCUCCACAUUUUGAUCACAUGAUGUAGCUCCAUUUUCUCAUCGGACUAUUUACUCGGCAUUUUGCAGUAAGAUGCAGCUUGCUAUUGUGAUUUUAGUGAUGUAAAAAUGUAGCUUCGGCAUUUGGAAGGGAGGCCAUUGAUACAUUGUAAACAUUGUUUUAAGUAAGAUUGCUGGCCUACUUGAUUUGUGACAGGAUUCAAACCGAUAUAUGUAAUGUUCCACAUAUAUAAUGCCAGUUCAUUCAUUUUGAGAUUUUUUCUUUAUUAUUUUGAAUUGCCAGUUCGUGAAAACUCAUUUAUUUUAUAGAACAUACAUUACACACUAUAUACAAAGAGCUGUUACAAUAACAGUAUAACAUUUGGGCUAAAUCGUUAACAUUUUGAGAAGUUGCUAAAGUAUUACAUUGUAAUAUUAGUAACAAAAUCGUUUAAAGCUGCACUCUCACAGAUUGAACGUUUUGACUUCUUUUCUUUUUUUCUUGGAACGAGCCAAUUUUUGGGAAAAUCCAUGGAAACCAGUUAUAAAAGACUGCUGACAAAAUUUAUAUAUAUAUAUAUAUAUAUAAGUUCAAAAAUUUAUCAUAGUAACGGUUUAAGCCAUAAAACAUUAAUUUUCGGACAGAAAUAUGAAAAUCUACCAUCUGAUUGUUGGCAGCAAUCCUAUGUCAUUGGUUUGCAGAUUUUUUUGCAAAAAAUUGCUCUUUCCAAGACAAAAAAUAAAAAAAAGUUGUUAAAAUGGUCAAUCUGUGAGAGUGCAGCUUUAAGAAAUGUAUGAGUUUGAAAAAAAAAUUAAAUCAAUAUGUUAACAUAAGUACCAAGUAAUAAUAUAUGUUGUUGCAACAGUUUUAAAAACUUAAGCUUUUUGCUAACAAUUGUAUUAAAUAUUAAAUCACUUGAAAGCUAAUGCACCAAACUGUUUUUUGUAGUCAUUCAACUAUUGCAAAGUAUAAGGGGGCAUCUUAGGAAUAAUCGUACAAUAAAAUAUUGUGAGACUAAGAAAUUCAGUUUAAUUUUAGGUACAGGUUGGGAAUCAAAUUAAAAUGCAGGGAUGUGAUUUGUCAGUGCAAUUGUGGUUCCACAGAACUUAUGGCUCCAGAGACUUCCCCCAGCCCCCAGCCCCCCUAAAAAAUAAAUAAAAAUAAAUGAAAUUGAAAUAAUAUCUUUUUUAUAUGAUUAAAAAAGGUUAACUGGAUGCGGUUGCUUUUUGGUUGUUACUUUAUUUUUUGUAAGUAUCGACACUCCAGUUUGAUUCACAUUUGAAGUCAAGAGAGCAAUCAAAAGGGAUUCUAAAAAAGCCUGUUUUGUUUCUGUGGCAGGAUGCUGCAACUCCUAUGACCCCCGCUGUGGGUCCAAAAAGCCUCCAAAACCGGUCGCCGAAAUUGCUUCAGCACAUUUUUUGCCAGAUCAAUCACAUCCCUGAAAAGUUUACCUACAAAAUCAAAUUAACUUUACCUGACUGACCAAAUAAGCCCUUUGUUUCUGAAAAGUUAUAACAAAUACUCAGAAAUGUUAAUUUUUAAAAGUUAUCAUUCGAGCAUUGGAAAGAUUGCCCCCAAAACAAAAUAAAAAAUGUCAUGCCAGUAAGCUUUUUCAUAUUUAAUUCAUUAAUGUAAAUAUUGUGUAUUAUAUAUUGUGUACAUAAUGUUGUAUCUUUACCAUAUUAUUACCUGCUAUUCACCUAUGCAAUUACAGUGAUGCUACAACAGUGUUUUAUGCUUAGGCCACACAAAAUUGAUGUUUUAUUUGACAGGUUUACUGUGACUAAUUUUUUUUAAUAAUAAAAAAAAUAUUAUUAUUUUUAAAAAUAAUGAUAAUAACAGGCUGCUUUUUAUUACCAUCUAAGAAUUCUGGAAUAGAAAGUCUGAAUGAUAAAAAUGUUAAAGCUGCACUCUCACAGAUUGGCCAUUUUUACAACUUUUUAAAAAAAAAUUAUCUUGGAAAGAGCAUUUUUUUGCAUAAAUAUCUUCAAACCAAUGUUAUAAAAUUGCUGACAAAAGAUCAGAUCGCAGAUUUUGAUAUUUCCGUUCGAAAAUUAAUGUUUUAUGGCUUAAACCGUUACUAAUGGUUUAAGAAAAAUGCAUAAGACAUCAAUUUUUGAACUUAAAUAUAAAAAUCUGCAAUCUAUUUUUUUGUCAGCAGUCUUAUAUAACUGCAUGGUUUCCAUGGAUUUUCGCAAAAAUUGGCUCGUUCCAAGACAACAAAUUAAAAAGUUGUUCAAUCUGUGAGAGUGCAGCUUUAAAGCUGCAAUAGACCAGUACUUAAUAUAUUACCUUUUAACAAAAUUAAAGUUUGAAAUAACUUUAAAAUGCGAUAACUAUUUAACCUUGGCAUUCCAAGUAUUUCUUGUUUGAAAAAAUGAAUGUUUGCUUCGUCCACUUCUGUAUUAAAACUAAAUGAGAAAAUAGUAUUUUUGUAAAAACAAAAACGCCAUCUCUAUUCAUUUUUUUUCAACCAUAAUAUGUUCAACAAAAGGUUAAAUUUGUGUGGUUUAAAUGUGUUCAUGUAAAUGUCCUAGGAUUUAUUUGAUGCUAAUGUGCUUUGUAAGCAUUGAUUAUGUUGAUCAAAAGACAUUUCAUUUUACUUUUAAGUUUGAAAUACUUUUUUAAAAGUUGAACAGGUACUAUCAUAUAUACCUUGUAUCUACUUAAAUUAUAUUGUAUACAUUAGGUUGUAAUGCUGAAAAGAUUUAUAAGUGUGCAUAUAUUUCAAAGAUAUAUUAUGUAUACUUAAACGCCAUUUAAAAUUGAUUUAAGCUAUGUUUUGCUAAUAUGGUAAGAGAUAUUUUAUACCACUAUCUAUUCCAUAUGUCUGUGUAUUCAUUAUGUGAUUUUCAUAAUAUUUCAAAUAAAUACAAUCAGCAAG
Molecule: messenger RNA, 6722 nt
Organism: Mya arenaria
Lineage: Eukaryota; Metazoa; Mollusca; Bivalvia; Myida; Myidae
Product: protein kinase C iota type-like
Exons: 16
Coding region: 171-1961 (596 amino acids)
Biological process (GO): establishment or maintenance of cell polarity; protein phosphorylation
Molecular function (GO): protein binding; ATP binding; protein serine/threonine kinase activity
Source: RefSeq, a predicted model, not a curated record